This is a messenger RNA of Cebus imitator (Panamanian white-faced capuchin), 1219 nucleotides long. It is a transcript of the gene GPR119, whose product is annotated as G protein-coupled receptor 119. Gene Ontology annotation, molecular function: phosphatidylcholine binding; G protein-coupled receptor activity. Bases 123 to 1130 code for a protein of 335 amino acids. Gene Ontology annotation, cellular component: membrane. NCBI's taxonomy places the organism in Eukaryota, Metazoa, Chordata, Mammalia, Primates, Cebidae. Gene Ontology annotation, biological process: regulation of metabolic process; adenylate cyclase-activating G protein-coupled receptor signaling pathway. The record is from RefSeq and is a predicted model, not a curated record. The transcript has a single exon.
UGCCAGUGAAGGCCAGAAUUGUGCCAUAGCUCUGAACCCACAGCUCCUCUUCCCCUGGCCCAUGAGAAUUUCAGCUGGAGAGACAGCAUGCCCUCCUAAGUGAAGUACUGCCACUUUAAGACAUGGAAUCAUCUUUCUCAUUUGGAGUGAUCCUCGCUGUCCUGGCCUCCCUCAUCAUUGCCACUAACACACUAGUGGCUGUGGCUGUGCUGCUACUGAUUCACAAGAAUGAUGGUGUCAAUCUCUGCUUCACCUUGAAUCUGGCUGUGGCUGACACCUUGAUUGGCGUGGCCAUCUCUGGCCUACUCACAGAACAGCUCUCCAGCUCUUCUCGGCCCACACAGAAGACCCUGUGCAGCCUGCGAAUGGCAUUCGUCACUUCCUCCGCAGCUGCCUCUGUCCUCACGGUCAUGCUGAUCACCUUUGACAGGUACCUUGCCAUCAAGCAGCCCCUCCGCUACCUGAAAAUCAUGAGUGGGUUUGUGGCCGGGGCCUGCAUUGCCGGGCUGUGGUUGGUGUCUUACCUCAUUGGCUUCCUCCCAAUCGGAGUCCCCAUGUUCCAGCAGACCCCCUACAAAGAGCCCUGCAGCUUCUUUGCUGUAUUUCACCCUCGCUUCGUGCUAGCUCUCUCCUGCGUUGGCUUCUUCCCAGCCAUGCUGCUCUUUGUUUUCUUCUACUGUGACAUGCUCAAGAUUGCCUCCAUGCACAGCCAGCAAAUCCGAAAGAUGGAACAUGCAAGAGCCAUGGCUGGAGGUUAUCGACCCCCACGGACUCCCAGUGACUUCAAAGCUCUCCGCACUGUGUCUGUUCUCAUUGGGAGCUUCACUCUAUCCUGGGCCCCCUUCCUUAUCACUGGCAUUGUGCAGGUGGCCUGCGAGGAGUGUCGCCUCUACCCAGUGCUGGAACAGUACCUGUGGCUGCUCGGUGUGGGCAACUCCCUGCUCAACCCACUCAUCUAUGCCUAUUGGCAGAAAGAGGUGCGACUACAGCUCUACCACAUGGCCCUGGGAGUGAAGAAGGUGCUCACCUCAUUCCUCCUCUUUCUCUUGGCCAGGAAUGGUGGCCUAGAGAGGCCCAGGGAAAGUUCCUGUCACAUUGUCACUAUCUCCAACUCAGAGUUUGAUGGCUAAGACGGUAAGGGCAGAGAAAUUUCAAAGUGCCUUUCUCCUCCCCUCUCUGGAGUCCCAACUAGAGCAGCAGGAGAGAGGGGAAUGAGAGC